AUGCAAGCCAUUAAUCCUGUGGAUGACGGUUCCCUCCAAGGCCUGGUGGCGUCUCGAAUCGCCACUUACGGGGGUCGACAUGGGGCCUCUGCCCAGAGUGCUGCUGGCAGUCUCUACCCAAGAGCAGGCAUUGGUGCCGGACCGGACCCCAGUCGCCGCCGUCUCCAGGACUAUGUCCCCUUCGCCAAGAGUUCGGGCCAGGCCAGGAGGCCGUCGCCCUUGACGCUCCGAGAGCCAGAGUCUGAGAAGUGGCAUGGGGAGCACUUGGGGGCUAGCCCACCUUACUCCCCCAAACUCAAGGGUGUGGCCACAGUAGAACAUCUGAAGAGACGGCUGCACACGUUCAGCAUGUUUGGGAUACCCCGCCUGCCCCCUGAGGACCGGCGGCACUGGGAGUUAGGCGAAGCCAGUGACCGGAGUCUGGUCAUCGAGAAGUCCUGGAGGGAGCUGGUGCCUGGACACAAGGAGAUGACCCGGGAGCUCUGCCACCAGCAGGAAGCGCUGUGGGAGCUGCUGACCACGGAGGUGAUCUACGUGGGAAAGCUCAAGGUCAUGACAGAUCUCCUAGCCGCCGGGUUGCUGAAUCUGCAGCGUGUGGGUGUGCUGAUUGACGUGUCUGCAGAGACCCUCUUUGGAAAUGUCCCUAGCUUGAUCCGAGCCCACCGGAGCUUUUGGGAAGAGGUAUUGGGGCCCACCCUGAAGGAGACGCGUGCUUCAGGCCAGCCUCUGGACCCCGUCGGCCUGCAGAACGGCUUCCUGUCGUUCGGCCAGCGGUUCCAGCCCUACGUCCAGUACUGCCUGCACGUGAAGCAGACCAUGGCUUAUGCCCGGGAACGGCAAGACAGCAACCCUCUCUUCCAGCUCUUUGUGCAGUGGUGUGAGAAACACAAGCGUUCGGGGAGGCAGACGCUGGGUGACUUGCUCAUCAAGCCCCAUCAGCGCAUCACCAAGUACCCGCUGCUGCUCCAGGCGGUGCUCAAGAGAAGUCCCGAGGCGCGAGCCCGAGAAGCCCUGAAGGCCAUGAUCGUGGCAGUGGAGUCCUUCCUGCGGCACAUCAAUGGGCAGGUCCGGCAGGGCGAGGAGCACGCCAGUUUAGCGGCCGCCGCCCAGCGUAUUGGGCCUUAUGAGGUGCUGGACCCCUCCAGUGACGAGAUGGAGAAGCACCUGCGUCCCUUCUCCACCCUGGACCUGAUGGCCCCCAUGGUGGGGGUUGCUCCCGAGCACACCAGGCAGCUGCUGCUGGAGGGAUCCGUGCGAGUGAAGGAGGGACGAGAAGGCAAGCUGGAUGUGCACUUGUUCCUCUUCUCUGAUGUGCUCCUGGUCACCAAGCCCCAGCGCAAGGCAGACAAAGCCAAGGUCAUCCGCCCCCCACUCAUGCUGGAGAACCUUGUGUGCCGGCCACUCCGAGACCCCAACAGCUUCCUGGUGAUCAGCCUCACUGACUUCCAGUGUGUGUCCAGUGCCCUCAUUGUGCACUGCCCCAGUUCCACAGACUGUGCCCGGUGGCUAGAGAAGACCCACCAGGCCCAGGCCGCCCUGCAGAAGCUGAAGGCUGAAGAGUACGUCCGGCAGAAGAGAGAGCUCCUGGCCCUCUACCGGGACCAGGAGUCCCCGAGCCCCAGGCCUUCCACUCCCUCCCUGGAGGGCUCUCAGAGCAGCACCAAGGGGAGGAUUCCUGAGUUUUCAGCCGUUGUCCCCCACCUGGUGGUGACCGAGGACACAGAUGAAGAUACACCCUCGGUGCCCCCCGAGGAUGCCUCAGACUCUGGCUAUGGCACUCUGAUCCCAGCCUCCCCUAGGGAGCCCCCCAGCCCUCUGAGCCGGCUACGCCAGCGGGCCCUUCGGCGGGACCCUCGCCUCACCUUCUCCACCCUGGACCUCCGAGAGGUUCCUUUACGCCCCCAGAAUCCUGACUUCCAAGCCCCCCAUCGCCGAAGCGCCCCAGAACUGCCAGGGGACAGCAUCCGAAGAGGAAGCAGCCUUCCCAGGGGAGACCCUCCCUCCUGGUCUGAGGAAGAGGAUGGAGCCCCAGAGGGAGGGAAUGUGGUGGUGGAAACCCUACACAGGGCCCAAAUUCGGGACCAGCUCCCCCGCCCCCCAACCCACGUGGACUCUGCCGGGGAAAGCCCCUGGGACUCCUCGGCCGAUGAAGAGGAAGAGAAGACCCCCUCCUUGAACCACUUCCGGGCUGAGAACAUGCUCAGGGAGCUCCGGGAGGAACUGGCCAGCCAGAGGAUUGAGGGGUCCCCGGAGCCCAGGCGCAGCCAGCCCCGGAAGCUGACGCUGGCACAGCUGCAGAAGAUGCGAGCAUCACACAUCAUACAGCUGGACACCCCCACGUCCACAUCGUAA
Echinops telfairi (small Madagascar hedgehog) is the source of this 2352-nucleotide messenger RNA. RefSeq names its product pleckstrin homology and RhoGEF domain containing G6 (gene PLEKHG6). Bases 1 to 2352 code for a protein of 783 amino acids. The transcript has 14 exons. Gene Ontology annotation, molecular function: GTPase activator activity; guanyl-nucleotide exchange factor activity. The record is from RefSeq and is a predicted model, not a curated record. NCBI's taxonomy places the organism in Eukaryota, Metazoa, Chordata, Mammalia, Afrosoricida, Tenrecidae.